UUUGGCAAGCCUACUGAAACAGUCCAUGUGUGUAUAUAUGAUAUAUAUAUCCGGAAGUGUCCUGCAGCGCCCCCAGCGGCUGGAGCGUGCAUCACACGUGCAGACCGAGGGGCGCAAGGCUGCAGCAUGGAGGGAGGUGACAGUAAGGAGCCGGAGCAGCUCAGGAAGCUGUUUAUCGGUGGACUCAGCUUUGAGAGCACAGAGGACAGUCUGCGAGCUCACUUUGAGCAAUGGGGCAAACUCACUGACUGUGUGGUGAUGAGAGAUCCAGCUAACAAGCGCUCGCGAGGUUUCGGCUUCGUGACGUAUUCCUGUGUCGCGGAGGUUGAUGCUGCGAUGGCAGCGCGGCCACACAAAGUGGACGGUCGAGUCGUUGAGCCCAAACGAGCCGUUUCCCGAGAGGACUCCAAUAAACCCGGAGCCCAUCUGACAGUGAAGAAGAUCUUUGUGGGUGGAAUCAAGGAGGACACAGAGGAGUAUCAUAUCAGAGAGUACUUUGAGCGCUACGGGAAGAUUGAGACCGUCGAUAUAAUGGAGGAGCGUUCAACUGGGAAAAAGAGAGGAUUCUGCUUCGUCACCUUUGAUGAUCAUGAUACUGUGGAUAAAAUAGUUGCACAAAAAUAUCACACAAUCAACUCCCAUAACUGUGAGGUAAGAAAAGCACUACCGAAGCAGGAGAUGCACGCUGUUUCUAAUCAGAGGUAUCGCGGCGGAGGCAAUCUCAUGGGCAGAGGAGGAGGAAACUUUGGAGGUGGCGACUUUGUCCGAGGAGGGUAUGGAGGAGGCCGGGGUGGCUGUGGAGGAGAUGGAUACAAUGGAUUUGGUGGUAAUUAUGGGGGGGGUCCUGGCUUUGGAGGUGGUCGUGGAGGAUACGGUGGAGGUCCUGGAUACGGUAACCAAGGCGGAGGAGGCUUUGGAGGAUAUGACAACUACAAUGAUGGAGGAAACUUUGGAGGUAACUUUGGUGGUGGAGGAGGAGGAGGAAAUUACAACGAUUUUGGGAAUUACGCAGGACAACAGUCCAACUACGGCCCCAUGAAGGGAAAUAACUUCGGAGGAAGAAACUCAGGACCUUACGGAGGUGGAUACGGCUCUGGGGGCGGCGGCGGCGGGGGCUACGGGUCCAGGAGGUAUUAACAGAUCGGGUCGUCUGUGGUAAGUUCAGCGCCGCCUCGAGAGACUCCACAGACGUCUGACACGGGAUGACCUGUGAUGUUUUACCCUGUGUCUGUUCAACAGGCCUCAGAUCCAGAGUUAGAUGACAGGAGUGGGAAGGAAAGGAAAGAUUACUGAGAAAGUGUGCGAGGGGCCAAGAUCUGCCAGUUAUAGUUCUUACUAACGUUAGUGUAGUGCUAUAGUGGAUGCACAUUCCUUCACCCGCUUGACUCUUCUGUGCUUUUCACCCAUCCUCAACCCCCAAACACUGUAGUCAGAAUAGUCCUACAUAUUAUUUGAUGUGAGUGUGCAAUAUGUUGUGGCCUUAAGUAUAUUAUUUGGAGAAAACAGGACUUGUGUUUAUUUUCUUGAUUCUUGUAUUUUUAUAUAUUGUGAGUAUGCAGUGCAUGUGUUGUUCAUGAAGCUCUGAAUGGUAAACGGAGUAGAUUUUGUCGGAUUUGAGGGCAUGUUAAACCUGUAAAGAGAGAAGUCUAGAUUGUUGAACUAUUUUUGACACAUGAAAAAAGAAACCAGCUGAAAUAAAGUUGUGUAGUAACUUGCCUAA
Molecule: messenger RNA, 1720 nt
Organism: Cyprinus carpio (common carp)
Lineage: Eukaryota; Metazoa; Chordata; Actinopteri; Cypriniformes; Cyprinidae
Gene: hnrnpa3
Product: heterogeneous nuclear ribonucleoprotein A3
Molecular function (GO): RNA binding
Source: RefSeq, a predicted model, not a curated record